This is a messenger RNA of Aptenodytes forsteri (emperor penguin), 4091 nucleotides long. RefSeq names its product sarcalumenin (gene SRL). The transcript has 9 exons. The coding region runs from base 23 to 2566 and encodes 847 amino acids. NCBI's taxonomy places the organism in Eukaryota, Metazoa, Chordata, Aves, Sphenisciformes, Spheniscidae. Gene Ontology annotation, molecular function: GTP binding. The record is from RefSeq and is a predicted model, not a curated record.
CAGGGAGCUCCUGGCAGCCACCAUGAAGGGCCUCAACCUGCUCUGCUGCUGCGUGGCCUCGCUCCUGCUCCUUGGCACUGCAGAGCUGCACGCCCCCGGCAUGGACCAUGUCGGCGGCGCUCCUGAAAGCCCCUUGCCAGCCGCAGAGCCCAGGCUGGAGGAGAAGGCAGCCGACGGCAGCCCUGAGGAGGACCAAGAUGGCAUCCCCGCCAAUGCCUCUUUGCCCAGCACCACUGAGGAUGGACGUGGCGAGGGGGAAGAAGAGCCAGCAGGUGGCCUGAGCGGGGACCCUGGGCCAGGGGACGGCCAGCUGGAGGAAACCACCAUGGAGAAGGGCCAGGAGGGUCCCAGCGAGGCGCAGGGCCCACGGGAGGAUGCCAUGUUGGGCACCCCUGAGGCAGCACAUCAUGAAGGGAAUCGCCGGUCUGGCCCACAAGAUGGCUUCUGGGCCCGGGAGGAUGAGGAGCCUGGUGCUGAGGAAGGAGUCUCUGAGGAGCAAGGGCAGCCUGGGGAAAAGAAAAUGGAGGAGCCAAGAGCAGUGUCUGCUCCAGAGGGGGGAGAGGAAGGGGGCGAGCAGAGCUCAGAGGAAGAUGACGAGCAGGGGGAGUCUGAGGAAGAUGAACAUGGCAAGUCUGAGGAAGAUGGAGGCAAGGGAGAGUCCGAGGAAGGAGAGUCUGAGGAGGAGGGAGAGUCUGAGGAAGAUGGUGCUGGGCCAGUGGGGCCAGAGGACGGAGCUGAAGGGAGCGACAAGGCAGCAGCCAGCGCUUCCGGCAAGAACGGCCAUGGCAAACCUGCAGCUGCCGGCAAGGGAGAAGCUGGGCGUGGCCCUGCCAGCUGCCAUCACCCGCCCUGCGGGGAUGCAGCAGAAGACCCCGCAGCAGCAGUGGAAGACCCACCAGCAGCAGAAGACCCGCCGGCAGUGGUGGAAGACCCAGCAGCAGUGGAAGACCCACCAGCAGCAGAAGACCCGCCGGCAGUGGUGGAAGACCCGCCGGCAGCAGAAGACCCGCCAGCAGUGGUGGAAGACCCACCAGCAGCAGAAGACCCGCCGGCAGUGGUGGAAGACCCACCAGCAGCAGAAGAUCCCCCUGCAGACAAGCCAUCGCUGGCAGAAACGGAGAGCCCACCUGGCCACGGCACCCACCCUGCUGAGCCCCGGCACGGCCAGAUAGAAGAGGUUGAAGAUGCCAGCGAGCCGACCAAGCGCGACCGGUCCCACUUGGAGAGCACCCUCAAGCUGAACGAGGACAAACCUGCCGAUGAUUUCUCAGGAGUACUGCAGCGGCUGAGGAAGAUCUACCACUCCUCCAUCAAGCCCCUGGAGCAAUCCUACAGAUACAACGAGCUGAGGCAGCACGAGAUCACAGCUUACCCCGGACGCACCCUGGGCUCCUCUGCCACAGAUGGGGAGAUCACUUCCAAGCCAAUGGUGCUAUUCCUGGGACCGUGGAGUGUUGGCAAAUCCUCCAUGAUAAACUACCUCCUCGGUCUGGACGACACUCCCUACCAGCUCUACACAGGGGCAGAACCCACCACCUCCGAAUUCACUGUCAUCAUGCAUGGCCCCAAGCUGAAGACCAUCGAGGGCAUCGUGAUGGCUGCUGACAGUGCCCGCUCCUUCUCGCCCCUGGAGAAGUUUGGGCAGAACUUCUUGGAGAAGCUGAUAGGGAUCGAGGUGCCCCACAAACUGCUGGAGCGAGUCACCUUCGUGGACACACCGGGCAUCAUUGAAAACCGCAAGCAGCAAGAACGAGGUUACCCGUUCAACGACGUGUGCCAGUGGUUCAUUGACAGAGCUGAUCUCAUCUUUGUUGUCUUUGACCCUACGAAGCUGGAUGUGGGCUUGGAGCUGGAGAUGCUGUUUCGCCAGCUGAAGGGCCGCGAGUCUCAGAUCCGAAUCAUCUUGAACAAAGCUGACAGCCUGGCUACCCAGGAGCUCAUGAGAGUCUACGGUGCCUUAUUCUGGAGCCUGGCUCCUCUCAUCAACGUCACGGAGCCACCCAGGGUGUACGUUAGCUCCUUCUGGCCCCAGGACUACCAUCCGGAUACCCACAAAGACCUGUUCCUCAAAGAAGAGAUAUCGCUCCUGGAAGAUCUCAACCAGGUGAUUGAGAACAGGAUGGAAAAUAAGAUCGCCUUCAUACGCCAGCAUGCCAUCCGGGUGCGCAUCCACGCCCUUUUGGUCGAUCGCUAUCUACAGACCUACAAGGACAAAAUGACCUUCUUUAGCGAUGGAGAACUGGUGUUCAGGGACAUUGUGGAAGAUCCUGACAAGUUCUUUAUCUUUAAGUCCAUUCUGGCAAAGACCAAUGUCAGCAAAUUUGACCUCCCCAACCGCGAGGCUUACAAGGACUUCUUUGGCAUCAACCCCAUCACCAGUUUUAAGCUGCUGUCUCAGCAGUGUUCCUACAUGGGAGGGUGUUUCCUAGAGAAGAUCGAGAAGGCCAUCACUCGCGAGCUUCCCGAUCUCUUGGGAAGCAUCGGCUUGGGAAAGAAGCCCAACAUUCUCUCCUGCGACAUCACUGGCUGUGGCGAAACCCCAAAGAAUCGCUACAGGAAACCCUAAGGUGUUCUGUAACAUAACCGUCCACGUGUUCCUACCGGUGAAUGAGCUUAUGUCUUAUCUGUCCAAGAAGCCACGGUUUGUUAACCCUUUGAGUGCCACACUGGCAAAGGCUACUGUACGAUGAGGACUUUGAGUCAUUGACAUCGAUGGCAGGGGAAGAUGGGUGGGCAUAAGAAAGAGAAUAAAAACUGUGAAUUCCUGACAUUUUAUCUUUGUUCUUUCGAGUAGAAGGCAAUGUUUAAGCUGUAAGUAUGAGCAAUGCACGGUGAGCUAGAACUGUAGCUGCUUUUUCACUGGUGCCAAGAGUACAUGAACAGGAAUUUCAACCGCUGCAUCCCCGAAGCCGGCAGGAAGCGAGAACGAGGGCACGAUGUGAGAGCCCAGGGGAGAGCGGUGACACACUAACCCGGGGCAUCACCGGGAGCCCCGGGGGCAAAGCGCUGGGCAGGGAAAGAAAGGCCAAGUCCCAGCUGUUGUUUUCAGGCACAAACAUCCUACAAAUCUCUGCAAAUAUUGAUCUUGUUUUUCUUUCCGAGACUUUUAGGUCGCUCAGUGAGUUCUCCUUUCGCAUAACAGCUGAGUUGAACUUCUGCAGCCUUCACCUGGGUGUUUGCCUUAAGAAGGGGCUUUUGCAGGGGCAUUUGUAGCUCCAGACAGGUAGCCGUGAUGGGAUUUGCAAGUCCAUGUCAGAGGAAGAAGUGGGCUGGAAAGGAGCUGCCAGCACUGGCCGCGCUGUGCUGCAGGAGGAGGACCAGCACCCCAAAUCACACAGUCCUGCAAGGAGCAGUGAGCAGGUUUUCCUCGCCCUGGGCCACCACAGGGACAGGGCACUUGGUCCCUGCGUGUGCCGCCAACCUCAAAAACCCAUCCUGGCCAGACAAGCCUGAGGAUCAGCAGGGCUCCGAGGGUAAAGCAUUUAGCAGUUCUACCUUGUUCAAGUCCAUGUUGCUGUUUUCUCAGAGUCAGACCCCCAUGUUUGUGUCCUCUGUGGAGGGAGGCAGGAAUGGGGGGGGCACUAGCCGCAUCCUUUUUGCCCAUCUGCUGAUCUGUUCUCCCUAGGACAACCCAGGCAGGUUUCUCCGGCUUGUUUGCCAAACUUCCCCUGUUUUAGCCACGAUUUUGUUGGCUCAUCUCUGUGCAUCGGCGCUCAGUCCUGGGAGGAGAAGGAGUAUUGCUUCGGAAGCACCCGAGCAGGGUGAGGUUCCCCGCGGACAGCUGACCUUGAAACCUGGCAGUGAAAGCCAGAGGAUUAGGGCUGGCCUUGUCACUUGGCCCUCACGGCCAGCACGGCAGGCUGCCGAGCCGAGCACAAACCAAGAGGUAGAUGUUGCCCUGGAUGGAGACUGGUGCCUUCAAGCCCACCAACGACCUGCUAAACGUCCUUUCUCCUUCCUCCUGCCAAAUGACCACAGCUAGGGCUGCUCUCCAGGAAACCUCUGGAGCAGGGGGACUUACCUUUGGCAGGAACAAGAAGACAUGGAUGUGCCACAUGAGGCAAGAAAAAGGCAAAAGGAAUGAAAGAGGG